Messenger RNA from Spodoptera litura, 1536 nucleotides. Lineage: Eukaryota; Metazoa; Arthropoda; Insecta; Lepidoptera; Noctuidae. The record is from RefSeq and is a predicted model, not a curated record.
AACACAAGAAUGAGAUUGGUACACAACCAAAUCGCUAUCAAACUAUACCUACCCAUAAUCGCAAAUCGCUGUAUUAUGGCGGCUGUACACACUAGACGAGAACCUCUCGCCGAGAGCCUCGGCCGAAAAGACUCGUCGAGAGCAUGCCUGUACACACUCGUUAUAACAUUUGAACUGAAGAGUUACACGACAAUGGACGUAGAAGUAGCUGCUGCUAUUUGUCUUUGUGCCGUGAGCUAUUAUAAUUUUUUAAACAUUUACUAUAAAAAAACAAUUCUCAAACCAUGGAGAAAAAGAAGAUGGUGGAUGAUUACUAUGCACCGCAGUAGAAACAGAAGUACAAUGGAAAAUCAAUUUGCUGAGUUGGUGGCGGAACCUUCUGGCCAAUUUAACAACUUCACAAGAAUGUCUCUAUCAGACUUUGAAUAUUUAUUGCAAAAAGUGUCUCCAAUGAUAAGUAAGACAAAUACACUUAAAAGAGAAGCAAUACCUGCUAAAAUUCGCCUAGCAAUUACGUUGAGAUUUUUAGCCAGCGGAGACAACUUUGAGAGUCUACAUUAUCUGUUCAAAGUUUCCGGUUCAAUAAUUUCCAGAAUUGUGCCCGAAGUUUGUAUUGCUCUAAACCAAGUUUUAAAGGAUCAAAUUAGGAUUCCUGAGGAUCCACAAUCAUGGUUACAAAUAGAAAAAGGUUUUAGAAAAUUUCCAAGGUGUAUAGGCGCAAUAGAUGGCAAACACAUUGUUAUCCAAUCUCCUAUGCUUAGUGGUUCAGAGUACUAUAACUAUAAAAAGAGUUUCAGUAUUGUUCUUCUUGCUUUAGUUGACAGUAAUUACAAUUUUAUUUUUGCUGAAAUUGGAAGCCAGGGAAGAAUUAGUGAUGGUGGUGUCUUUCGUAGUAGUCAACUAUGGCAAAGAAUUUGCUCAAAUAAUUUAAAUUUCCCAAUGCCACGACCGCUACCAGGGGGUAGAAGAGAAGUUCCGUAUGUUUUUCUGGGAGACGGAGCAUUUGCAUUGACAGCACAUGUGAUGAAGCCGUAUCCAGGAAGUCAUAAUGAAUGGACGCCGAAACGUAUAUUUAAUAAGAAAUUAUCUUCGUCACGUGUAGUGGUUGAAAAUGCAUUUGGGAUACUAGCUUCAAGAUUCAGAAUAUUUCGGAAACCCAUAUUACUAAACCCAGAGAAAACCACUAUUAUUGCAAUGACUUGUGUACUUCUACACAAUUUCUUGAGGAAGAGUAGAACGUCAUCGGCAAUUUAUGCACCUUCAGGUACAGUUGACGUAUAUGACAGCAACAAUGAGCUAGUCACACCAGGUUUAUGGAGGAAUGAAAUUGAAGACACAUGUGCCAUCAGACCCUUGCAACAAAUACCGAGAAGACCAGCACAGGAUGCAUGUCAGAUUAGAGAAGAAUUUACAACAUAUUUCUUUAAUAAUCAGCGCCAAUAAUUAAACGGGUUAUAUCUAUUACCUACCUGUUGUAAAUGUUGUAAUAAAUACAUUUUUAAUUGAUAUAAAUAAUGUUUUCUUACCUGUGUAUCU